UCUUCUCUCCACUCUGCUUCAACUUUUUGAUUGUAGCCCUGAAAAGCCGAAUCAUGGCAAAACGAGAGCACCAAGAUCAGACUGGCGAUAGCAGACCAAGCAAAAAAUCUAAAGGCACGAAAGACACGAAAAAAAACACUGAAGUUUCGCCGCCUUAUUUUCAAUCCCCUGCUCUUGAUAAUGUUCCUCAAACAGAAAUUGAUAAAUUUCUUUCUGACCAUUCCAUCAAGAUAACGGAUGCCUCAGCAGAUAAACCGUCUCUGCGCCCAAUUAUCUCAUUUUCAUUCUUACCCCCCAGCAAUAAAGACCUCUACGCUCCGUUAGAUGGUUUCGCCUCGCCGACCGCUAUCCAGUCGGCAACAUGGCCACUUCUGUUUGCAGGCCGCGAUGUCAUAGGAAUUGCAGAGACUGGAAGUGGGAAGACUCUUGCAUUUGGUCUACCGUGUCUAAAGAAGGUGCUUGAUUUGAAGACCAAACAAAAAUCAUGCAGACCACUUGCAGUUGUUAUCUCCCCGACAAGAGAGCUCGCAAUGCAGAUUUAUGACCAACUUGUGAAGUUCGCGGAAAAAGUGGAUAUUCAAGUCGCCUGCAUAUUUGGCGGUGUCAAGAAAGACGAACAGCGUGAAGCUUUGAAGUCUGCAGCUGUGGUUGUUGCAACUCCUGGAAGGUUGAAAGACCUUCAGAAUGACGGCUCUUUGGAUUUAGGCAGGGUCAAAUAUCUUGUCCUAGAUGAAGCAGACCGUAUGCUAGAUAAAGGAUUUGAGCAAGACAUCAAGGAUAUCAUCUCUCCUAUGCCAGUGUCAAAACGUCAAACUGUUAUGUUCACAGCAACCUGGCCUCCUAUUGUCAGGAACCUUGCCUCUACAUUUAUGACUUCUCCAGUCACGGUCACCAUCGGUGGUGACCCGUCUGCAGAUCCACGUGCAAACAGCAGGAUUAAACAGGUUGUCGAAGUGGUAAAACCACACGAGAAAGAGCAAAGACUAGUGCAAAUUCUGAACAGGCAUCAGCGUGGAACUCCUGAUAAAGUGCUCGCCUUCUGCCUUUACAAGAAGGAGGCUAUGCGGGUCGAGAGACUCCUUCGAACCAAGGGCUUCAAGGUAGCGGGUAUACACGGCGAUUUAAGCCAGCAAGAAAGAUUUAGAAGCCUCGAGGCCUUUAAAUCAGGUGCGGCCACCGUUCUCGUUGCAACUGAUGUCGCGGCUCGCGGCCUUGACAUACCUCAUGUGAAACUGGUCGUAAAUGUCACUUUUCCGCUCACUGUGGAGGACUAUGUUCAUCGAAUUGGCCGGUAAGGACAAAGUGGCUCGUCGUUAUUUUUAUGGCUAAUGUUUAUCUAUGCAGCACCGGUCGCGCUGGGGCUGAUGGGCAUGCUAUAACCCUGUUUACGGAAACUGAUAAGGCCCAGUCUGGCGCGUAAGUAGUGAUUUUACCCAUAUUUCUAUUGGAGUCUUUUGAAAAUCUACUAAUCAACAACAACAGAUUGAUCAAUGUUCUGAAAGCGGCUAAUCAAGAGGUGCCCGAAGCUCUACUCAAGUUCGGCUCCACCGUCAAGAAGAAGCAGCAUGACGCAUAUGGCGCCUUCUUCAAGGAUGUUGAGCCGGGAAAGGCGGCUACCAAGAUUGUAUUUGAUGACUAGCUCUAAUCCGCCUUGACCUGCUGUACAUUAGAUCGCAUUUUUCUGGAUCUCAGCCAUAAAGAAAACUUGUAGUAGUAGA
Molecule: messenger RNA, 1718 nt
Organism: Aspergillus nidulans FGSC A4
Lineage: Eukaryota; Fungi; Ascomycota; Eurotiomycetes; Eurotiales; Aspergillaceae
Gene: dbp3
Product: RNA-dependent ATPase DBP3
Exons: 1
Coding region: 54-1295 (413 amino acids)
Cellular component (GO): nucleolus
Molecular function (GO): RNA helicase activity; ATP hydrolysis activity; nucleic acid binding
Source: RefSeq, a predicted model, not a curated record